Sarcophilus harrisii (Tasmanian devil) is the source of this 1718-nucleotide messenger RNA. It is a transcript of the gene MRPS10, whose product is annotated as mitochondrial ribosomal protein S10. The coding region runs from base 16 to 720 and encodes 234 amino acids. Gene Ontology annotation, molecular function: structural constituent of ribosome. Gene Ontology annotation, biological process: translation. Gene Ontology annotation, cellular component: ribosome; mitochondrion; mitochondrial small ribosomal subunit. NCBI's taxonomy places the organism in Eukaryota, Metazoa, Chordata, Mammalia, Dasyuromorphia, Dasyuridae. The transcript is spliced from 7 exons. The record is from RefSeq and is a predicted model, not a curated record.
ACGACUCGAAUCUCGAUGGACCUUCUUUCCGCUAGAGGAAAACUCUAUGGUGACGGGAGACGCCAUCCGGCCCCCGGAAGUGACGCACGAGAGAGGCGUCGGGCGGCAAAGAUGGCUGCGCGGGCUUCUCUCGCCGUUUUGUGUCGGCGCCUCUGGCAGAGUCCUGGGAUCUUUUCUCCAAGCCAUCCUAAGAACAUUACUACAAAGAGAGAUGGUUUUCUUCUGAACACCCAUUUGAAAUGGGUACAGUUUUCAAGCUUGCAUAUGGAUGUCAGGAGUGGUAUAGACAAACCUAAGAUCUCCAUUUCUGAUGAACCAGAUACAUUAUAUAAGUGCCUAUCAGUUUUGGUAAAAAGCCAUGAUAAAGCUGUAUUGGAUAGUUAUGAAUACUUUGCUGUACUUGCUGCUAAAGAACUUGGUAUCUCCAUUAAAAAGGUACAUGAACCUCCAAGGAAAAUGGAACGUCUUACUCUUCUCAAAUCAGUACACAUUUUCAAGAAGCACAGAGUUCAGUAUGAAAUGAGGACAUAUUACAGAUGUUUAGAGUUACAACAUUUAACUGGGAGUACAGCAGAUGUCUAUUUGGAAUAUAUCCAACGAAACCUACCUGAAGGCGUAGCCAUGGAAGUAAAAAAGACCAGAUUAGAACAGUUACCAGAACAUAUCAAGGAACCACUUUGGGAAAAGGUGGGAGAGGAAGAAAAAGCAAGCAGAGCAUGAAGAUAAUCUCUCUACAUCUGGUUUUAAAAUGUACACAUCCAUGUCACAAAUGAUUAUCUGCUUUUUUCUUGAUAUUAAGAAAUUUAACUUUGGUGGAGUGAACUACAGUGUAAAGGCAUCUUUUAAAAUUAUUCAUAGCCUUUAUUAUCUCAGGUCCUGCUUUUAGGUCAUUGAGCAAACUUUUUAAACUCUUGCACAAUAAAAGUUAUGUUAAAAUUUAUAGUAGAUGUUAAUUCGGUACCACUGAUUGACUGACAUUUGAAUGAAAUCUGUUCAUUUAAAAAUAAGUAUAUUGUUUGGAUUUUUUUCUUUUUUCAACUGUUGAGAAAGUAAUAAGCACUUUUAUUAUUUUAAUUGUGAAGCAUUGUCCUUUUUUUGAUAGAGGCCAAUAAUAUAGAAUUAUAUGUUCAGGAGGAAUUGGUCUAUUAUUGUCACUGCUAGUUGGUGUCUUACUGAGGUCCAGAGUAGGAAACAUCUUAUCUAAGAUCACAUAGGUAGUUAUUGUUCAGGUCACUGAGAUAUAUCAUGACUCCUGUCCAGUUCUCUUUCUGUGCUUUAAUUUAUUAUUUUAAUCAUUAUUUUACUUUGGCAUCCUGCUAAGGUAUUGUCAGAUUUUUAAAUUUUGGGUUGCUUGAUUCAGACUCAAUUCUUUAAAAAUUAGGAUUUAGUUUGAGUUAAUAAAAUAAUCAUAUUUGUAAUAUUCUUAAAGGAUUAAGGGUGAAAAUGUGAUAGUGUUGCCAUGGGUUGCAAUAAAUGUUGCUUUAUAAUUCAAAUUCCAAACUUUUUUUACAUGGGCUAUGUAGUAGUGACAUGUGAGUUCUCAGGAAAGUAGACACUGCAUUUAUUUUCUCAUUAAGCAUUCAUUACAUUGUUUGCUUUGAUAGGUGCUGUGGAAGAUGUAAAAUAAAGAAGAGUAAGAUGAGUGGUAGAAAGAAAGUUAGGGUUUUAUAUAUCACCUCUUGUUUUUACAUUAAUUGUAUUAAAUGUUUUUAUAACUA